This is a messenger RNA of Spizellomyces punctatus DAOM BR117, 1248 nucleotides long. RefSeq lists its product as uncharacterized. NCBI's taxonomy places the organism in Eukaryota, Fungi, Chytridiomycota, Chytridiomycetes, Spizellomycetales, Spizellomycetaceae. Gene Ontology annotation, molecular function: histone H3K9 methyltransferase activity; zinc ion binding; protein binding. Gene Ontology annotation, cellular component: nucleus. Bases 1 to 1248 code for a protein of 415 amino acids. The record is from RefSeq and is a predicted model, not a curated record. The transcript has 6 exons.
AUGCGCAUAGAUCCCUUAUCAAACAAUCACGAUGCGGCGACAAAUGUGAACGCAUCCGAUGAGGAGAGAUAUGAGGUUGAAGAGAUUCUGGAUGUGAAGAGCGUAAACCGAAGGUAUAAAUAUAAGCUCAAGUGGAAAGGCUACACGGAAACCUCUUGGGAGCCGGAGGAGAAUCUUGAUUGUCCCGACCUGUUGGCGACCUUCUGGCGGGCCCGCACGCACAAUACGCGUAAACGGAAACGUGCCGCAGAUGAUGCGAACCCCAUAAGGUCCGAAAGAAAAGGGGGCAGUAGUGGAUGUUAUUUCUCAGUACCGAAAUUGAACUCAGGGCCGGCUCGUAGAGGCUCUGAACAGACUUCGAUCAGGCACUCGUUACAGGAAAUUACUCGUCAAGAUUCGGAUUCUUUCAGACCGCUGCCAGACACCCCACAUUGGGAAGCAUGGAGAGCUUUACUAGUUGGUGCUGAGUAUGAGACACUGGUCAGAAAUACCUUUGAUAAUAGCGGACCCCCGGAAAAUUUCGAAUGGACGGAGAAGCUCAUAUAUACCGGGACCGACAUACCCGACUCUGAAUUCACUGUCGCCUGUGAGUGUAAGGAUUUUUGCGGAAAAGAUUGUUUGUGCAUCUUGGAGUACGACCAGCAAAAUGCACCCUAUGAUUCUGAUGGACGGGUGAAGGAAGGACCCGCUUACGGCGCCAUAUACGAGUGUCAUAGUAGUUGUCCAUGUCCUCAAGAUUGUCACAAUCGCGUUGUUCAAAAAGGGCGGAAGAUUCCUUUGGAGAUUUUCAGAUGUGGGGAUGCCAGAGGUUGGGGGGUAAGAACACUCCAACGAAUAGCGAAAGGACAAUUUAUCUCAAAGUACGUUGGAGAAAUGAUUACAUCUGAAGAAGCCGAGAAGCGAGGCAAGACGUACGAUACAAAUGGGGUGACGUUCUUGUUUGAUAUUGACUAUGAUAUCGGAGAAUAUGAUGGCGAAGGAGCAAAGUAUUGUGUGGAUGCGUAUCGGAAGGGAAACAUCGCUCGGUUUUUCAACCAUUCAUGCGACCCCAAUAUUGCCUCGUACGCGGUUUUCAUAGAUAACUUGUCACCCGAGCAGCAUCAACUUGCUUUUUUUGCCGUGAGAGAUGUGGACGAAGGAGAAGAGCUCACAUUUGAUUAUGCAGGAAGCACAAAACCUCAUAGAUCAAAGCGGGCUACUGCAUGCCUCUGUGGUGCUGAAAAUUGCAGAGGAUUUGUACCGUUAUAA